AUGGCGGAUGUCCAGCAUCUGCGUCACCCUAUUCUAUGCCCGCCAACAAGAGGCCCUGGAGGGAGCAUAGUGCUGAUCCACAUCACAAAUCACACUUCGCUGGUCCAGAUUGUCUGCUCAGUGGCGGAGAAAGGCAAAGGCCUCAGGAAGGAGGCAGAGGCUGAUGGCUAUGGCGGAGAGGGCCCAUCGCCCCUCCUCCCACUCCCCGGCGCCCGCCCCAGCAGACCCGAAUGCCACCAACAAUGCUGGUAA
Molecule: messenger RNA, 252 nt
Organism: Penicillium crustosum
Lineage: Eukaryota; Fungi; Ascomycota; Eurotiomycetes; Eurotiales; Aspergillaceae
Exons: 3
Coding region: 1-252 (83 amino acids)
Source: RefSeq, a predicted model, not a curated record